AUGUUCUUCAUUGUUUAUUCUUUUCUUCUUCUUCUUUCGUCAUAUCUUCUUUUCUUCUUCUUUCUUCAUCUUCAUUUCUUUUUUCUUCUUUUCGUCUCUUUUCUUUUCUUCUGCUUCUUUGUCUUCUUCUUCUUCUUCUUCUUCUUCAAUAGUUUGUCUUUUCUCCCUUAUUGUCCUCGUCUUCUUCCUUUCCUUCUUUGUUUUUCCUUCAUUUCUUCUUCUUUCCUUCCUCUUUUCUUCUUCUUCUUCUUCUUCUUCAAAUAUAUUUCUUUCCUUCCUCAUUCCUUUACAAACUAUUUCCUUUCAUAUAUUCUUCUUCAAGACAGUUUUUCUUCAUUCCUAUACCUCUUUUUUCAUCUUCAUUUCUUUUUUUCUUCUUUUCGUCUCUUUUCUUUUCUUCUUCUUCUUCUUCUACAAUACUUUGUCUUUUCUCCCUUAUUGUCCUCGUCUUCUUCUUUUCCUUCUUUGUUUUUCCUUCAUUUCUUCUUCUUUUCUUCCUCUUUUAAUCUUCUUCUUCAAAUCUAUUUCUUUCCUUCCUCAUUCCUUUACAAACUAUUUCCCUUUAUAUAUUCUUCUCCAAGACAAUUUUUCUUCCUCAUUCCUAUACCUCUUUUUUCUUCAUCUCUUCUUUACUAUUCAUUUUCUUCCCCGUUGACUUACAGACUCUUCUUCUUCUUCUUCUGUAAUAAGACUAUUUAUUUCCCCUCCUCAUUCUUUUAA
Messenger RNA from Acanthosepion pharaonis, 720 nucleotides. The record is from the annotation of a GenBank genome assembly. Lineage: Eukaryota; Metazoa; Mollusca; Cephalopoda; Sepiida; Sepiidae.